GGCGCACACGUACACGCAUGAGAAAACCAGGCCCUUACAAAUUUCCCGGGUUUUGAGUAAGAGGCCUUCAAAGAAAACCGGGCCCUUAGAUUUUGAGAGCGAGGGUUUCAACCGAUCCUUUCUCCGUUUUACAGGAGUAGAGAGGGAGAGAAAAAGAGUGGGAAAGAGAGGCUGAAUUGUGAAGUAGCUUCGAACCAUGGCGAUUGCCAGUCAGUACCUGGUAAGGUGUAGCUUGGUGGACGCAGCUCCGCUCAUCAAGAGGUCGGAGUCUACCGAUGCAUCCGCUGGACCAGCCAUGAUUAGGGUUUUGGAGGAGCGAAGGAGUUGCAGAAGUGUUCGUUGCUCGUUUGCUCGAAAGGGGAAUUACAAGGCCAACGCGGUGGAUUUUGAUUCAGGCAAUGGAGAUGACAUGUCUUGGGAGAAGAAGAUGAGAGAGAGGUUGAAGGAGCUCGAGGAGAUGAAGGAGUUGGAGAAGCUUGCUGAGGAGUUGCAGAGCAAAGAUGCAGAGGCAGCAAUUGAUCAGGAGACUGAGGAGGAAAAGAGGGAGAGGGUCAGGAAAGAGCUCGAAAAGGUUGCGAAGGAGCAAGCAGAGCAAAGACAAAUGGCGAAGCUGAUGUUCGAUCUGGGCCAGAAGGCUUAUGGAAGGGGAAUGUAUGGUCGAGCCAUUGAGUUUCUUGAAGGUGCCCUCACCAUUAUUCCAAGGCCUACACUCUUCGGUGGAGAGAUACAAAUAUGGCUUGCCAUGGCCUAUGAAGCCAAAAAUAGGCAUGCAGAUUGCAUCGCGUUGUAUCAACAGUUGGAGAAGAAGCAUCCCAGUGUUAGCAUCAGAAGACAGGCUGCUGAAUUGCGCUAUAUUUUACAAGCACCCAAGCUCAAAAUCUCAGAGGAUGAAAUGGUCAGAAUUCCUUUGAUUGGAUCUAGUUAUGACAGCUAUGCAGGAACAUGGAGUGACAAAUACAAGAACCAAGAUCAGUGGAGAGGGGUUAACAGGACUAGCCAAAUUACUUCAAGUAGAGACUACCUUGCAGACUUCUUGGUGUGGCGUCCUCCAGCUGGGUGGGAAAGCAACCAAGUUUUGUGGGUAGCUCUCGCUGCCUGGAUAGGCCUUGUUGGAGUUGCUCUCUUUGUGCAGAGGUAGACGUGACCUCCAUGAAGGAGAGAGAAGGACCUCUCUCUCUCUCUAUCUCUCUCUCUUCCUUCCUCUGUAUGUGUGUGUCUGUUUGUAUGUAUUUGUGAAAUUUUUGUAUGUGUAAAAUAGAAGCUCCAAAUGUCAUUAUUUGUAAUUUUUUCUAGGAAUGUUGUCUGUGCUUUCCGUUGUGUCAUUAUUUUACGGAUUUGGGGGUUUUUGAUAGACGCUUGAUAUUGUGUCUUAUCUUCUGACCUCUGAGAAUAAUAUGCGCCUGCUUACCCAAAGAAAUGUGGCCCAAAAACUUGUGGGAACAUUUUGUACUA
This is a messenger RNA of Amborella trichopoda, 1452 nucleotides long. Its product is annotated as Tetratricopeptide repeat (TPR)-like superfamily protein. The record is from RefSeq and is a predicted model, not a curated record. NCBI's taxonomy places the organism in Eukaryota, Viridiplantae, Streptophyta, Magnoliopsida, Amborellales, Amborellaceae. Gene Ontology annotation, molecular function: protein binding. Gene Ontology annotation, cellular component: chloroplast thylakoid membrane.